AUGUCUUCGGAUCCCCGCAACGCCCUCAGCGCCCUCCUUCGGGCCGCUGAUAUCGAAGACCACGAACAGAUUCUCAACGCCGCCAAUGCUGCCCUCAAGGCCGACAGGACCGACCAUGACGCCGAACACACCAAGGUGGUCGCCCUCCUGAAGCUCGAUCGCUUCGACGAUGCCCUCCGCAUGAUCAGCGGCGGGGGAAUCAAGCUUCAGGCCGUCUGCAUUCUCGAACAGGCCUAUGCGCUGUACAAGACCGGCAAGCUGACUGAGGCUUCCGAUCUGCUCGAGACACGUGGCUUGGAGAAACGAAGCCUUCGGCACGUUGCCGCCCAGGUCGCUUACAGAGCCGAGAAAUUCCACAACGCCGAGAGCAUUUACAGGCACCUGCUGGAUACAGAACCCAAAAACGAAGAGAGCGAUCUCAAAAUCAACAUCACCGCCGCUGUUGCUCAGAGCCAAUGGACAGACAUCCCCUCCUCUAGCCUGGCAGUGGCCCCCGAAACGCUGGAUACCUUUGAGCUGUGCUACAACAUGGCCUGCGGCGAGCUUGCUCGGGGAAACACAAGCGUUGCCCUUACUCUCUUACAGCGCGCUGCCAUGCUUUGCGACAACUCAGACGAGCUCAGCGACGAAGAUAAGAAGAUUGAGCUGAGAUCUAUCCGCGCCCAACAGGCGUAUCUGUUUGCCAAGAUUGGAAAGCCUAGUUCGGCCCUGGAAGUCUACGAGAUGCUCGGUCCUCCAACCGGCAAAGAUGGCCGUGACUUCGCCGUCAUUACCCAAAACAACCACUUUGCUCUGGAGGAAGCCGGCAAUCCAUUCGUGCGCCAGCGGAAGGCAGAGUCCUUGAUGGCAUCAGCAGCACAAAGCGACCUCUUCAGCUACCAGUCCAACAUCCUCAAACGAAACAACCUGGUCAUUGACCUUGGUGCCUUCAAGACCAAGGGCGUCGCGGAGAGGACAGAAAAGACUCUGACCCAGGCAAAGCUCCCUUCAGCAAACCCGCAAAUCAACAUCUCCUCCGUCAUCAAUGCGGCUGCUCACACUCAAGGUCUGGACAGCAAAGAGGCUCUUCGGAAAUUGCAGGCCUUGGCGGCUAAGCGUCCCAGCGAUGUCGGCAUCGUCUUGGCUGUCGUGCAGCUACAGAUAAGGGAACAGCAGGGCGGCGCUGCUCUGACGACUCUCACGUCUUUCCUCAGCCGCUUGGAGAAUUCCGAGGAUGCAAACGAUAUAGACACCCGCUACAGUCCUGGUAUAGUUGCCCUGACGGUGUCGUUGAUGCGAUCGCAGCGGCGGGAAUCAUCGGCCAAGGCUGAGCUUGUCAAGGCCGCCAAGUGGUGGCAGAACCGUCCCACCCAUUCCGUCGGCUCACUCCUCCUCGAGGCUGGAAUCGAGCUCAUGCGAUCUUCCAACACAGACGACUUGAAGUUGGCGGGCGCAUCCUUUGACAAGCUAUUCCGAGAGGCACAGGAGUCCGACAUUGCUGCGGCUGGGCUGGUAGCUGCCUUUGCGGCAUCUGAAGCCAACAAGGUCAAGCAAUACUCGGACAAGCUGCCGCCCGUCCACGACCUCAUUAGCGGCAUCGACGUGGACGCCCUCUUCGACGCUGGCGUGGCCGUCGCCCGCAGCAACACCGCCUCCAAGAAGCGACCAGCCUCAGACGAGGCCAACGCCGAAAAGGCAACCAAGCGACGAAGGAGAAAGCUCCCCAAGAACUACGUCGAGGGCAAGACUGCCGAUCCAGAGCGAUGGCUGCCCCUCCGCGACAGGUCGUCGUACCGACCUAAAGGCAAGAAGGGCAAGAAGAGAGCCGGAGAGGCCACGCAGGGAGGCAUCGUCAAAGAGGAGGAAACGCUCGGCCUUGUAGGUGGAGGGGGCGUCAAGGUGGAAAAGGCACCCGCGCCUUCAUCGAACAACAAGAAGAAGAAGAAGGGCAAGAAAUAG
This is a messenger RNA of Trichoderma atroviride IMI 206040, 1938 nucleotides long. RefSeq lists its product as uncharacterized. NCBI's taxonomy places the organism in Eukaryota, Fungi, Ascomycota, Sordariomycetes, Hypocreales, Hypocreaceae. Gene Ontology annotation, biological process: SRP-dependent cotranslational protein targeting to membrane. Gene Ontology annotation, cellular component: signal recognition particle, endoplasmic reticulum targeting. Gene Ontology annotation, molecular function: ribosome binding; protein binding; 7S RNA binding. The record is from RefSeq and is a predicted model, not a curated record.